Molecule: messenger RNA, 231 nt
Organism: Ceraceosorus bombacis
Lineage: Eukaryota; Fungi; Basidiomycota; Exobasidiomycetes; Ceraceosorales; Ceraceosoraceae
Source: the annotation of a GenBank genome assembly
AUGUCUUUUGUGGGUGAGCUACCUCAACAAAGACGUUCUUGGCACCGCUUUCUUUAUGGAAGUCACGUGUUUGUCGCAGGCAACGACCUGCAUCUGUACGAGAGCACAGGCCUGAUCAUCGAAGCUAAUCCGGAUCGGGCCCCAUUCCUGAAUGUGGAGGCUCUCUUGCUUAAAGCGCCUGAGCUAAGCCCUCUUCUGUCUUGUUCAACAUUGCGAGUUGCCAAGUCAUGA